Amyelois transitella is the source of this 2343-nucleotide messenger RNA. Its product is annotated as mitochondrial potassium channel. The record is from RefSeq and is a predicted model, not a curated record. The transcript has 7 exons. Bases 113 to 1216 code for a protein of 367 amino acids. Lineage: Eukaryota; Metazoa; Arthropoda; Insecta; Lepidoptera; Pyralidae.
CCUCUUUAGGUUUGGCAACUUCAAAUGUCACAAAAUCUUCCCGUCCGGGAUGAUAUCAUUCCGUUACAAAAAAUGCAAUUAAAUAGUGCAAAAUAGUAAUAAUUAUGUAAAAAUGGCAGACCGCCUUCGUCAAAUUGCCCAGCGUCUAAAAGACAAGAUCCACCUAUCUCAAAUGGGCGGUACAGGCAGAGAAAAAGUUGACCAAAUUUUAACCAAGUAUGGGUCGACUUCUCGGGUCACGGAACUGGCCGAAAGAUUCAAACAUGAAACAUUAGCAAAAAAAGUUCGAGAACUUGUAUCAAAAUAUGAAAAAUUUACUGGGGUGGAAGAGAUUUUGGCGCUCCAAAACACCGUCAACGAAGCGCAAGACAAGUUCAUAGCGGCGCAAGACCGCCGUCGGGAGCUGGGCAGACAGCUGGCUGAUAUCGAGGCCCGGCUGAAGGAGCUCCAUUCUGAGAUGCAGAAUACCAUGAAGGGAGAUGAUAAAUACUUGCAUCUGUGUACUGAAGAACAUAAGCUGAUAAUCCAAGCGCGCGCCCUCCGCAACCAAUUCGUAGAAGCCGAGCGCGAGGAGCGGGAGUUGUUCGCGACGAUGAGCGCCGCCGUGAAGCUGGGUCACGAGAGGGAGAGGGCGCACGCUGAGAGGAACAAGUAUUGGUAUAUCGUCGCUUCUAUAUUUGGCACAGUGCUGGGAAUCGCCGGGUCCACCAUCAACAACCACAUGAAGAUGACGGAGUUCCGCGAGAUGAUGGAGCAGCAGAUGGCGCGCAGUGCCAGCGUGCUGUAUACAAUAGCCGGCGGGGCGGGCGCCGGCGCGGCCAACAGGGCGGAUAUAGCGGACGCUAUGAAGACAGAAUUCGCAUAUCAGGAGCAGUUAGCAUCGAAUUUGAAACAAAUGCAGGACAAUAUCAAUUAUCUAGUCACGAAACAGUCAUCUCUUAUUGAUCACCUUCACCACCAAGACGAAAUAAUAGAAAAGCACAUGAAGGACUUAAAGAAAAUCGUUGUCGUCGCGUCUCAAACUAGCGCCAAAUCUGACGCCGAGCUAGCAAAGGCACUGUCUGUGGUCCAUCACGAUCUAGACGAAGUGGAGAGAGAAAGAGAGGAAGAUGGGAAACAUAAAAUAGCAUUAGAACCAAAUCAAAUAAUAACAGGUCUAGGCGUUAUGAUCUGCGCAGCGGUCAUUUUCGGUAACAUAAUCGGCAGGGUCAGUUGAUUCAAAUCCGAGGAAAUCACAGCGAUCAUCGAUUGAUUUUAGUGAAUCGAUUAAGGAGUAAUCUGUACAGUUGCAAUAUCGACGAAUUGUGAUAAUAUUUUUUUUUUAUUUGGAAAUCUCUUACUUUUUUUAAUUUCCGCGAAUGUAGUGCCAAAGAAUUUGCCUGUGCCGUUCGCAAUAAAUAUUUCGAUAAAAAGAAUUUCGCACUAAUUUCACUUAAUUUAUUAUCUGUUUGUAGUUUUUAAUUUAAGAAAAAUAUUUAAUAAAAGCGUUUGGAUAUUUAAUAAUUUAUUUAUUUAAACACAUUUUUACUCUAAAAACAGAUAAGAAAAGCUGUAAUACAUCUGUAUCUGUAUACUGUAACAUAGACAGGAAUAAACGGGGAAGCGACCAAUUAUUUAACAACAUACUAUCCAUUCUUCAUAAUCCAAAACAUAAUUAUCUAACUAAUUCUUUUAAACAUUGAUCCGAAACCAUUAAUUUUCCCGCUAACAUAAAAAUGAAACUUAAAAAAAUAAAGUUGUUAUAUACAUAAAAAUAUCCCAAUAUUACAUAAUUAACCCAACUUUAGAUUUUAGUUGACAUUUUCAAAAAUGUUGUGCUUAUUGUAAAAUUUGUAGACCUGCCAGGUCUGCUUAAACUUUGUAUCCACUUAAGAGAAGUAGAAUGUACAUGCAAGAAAAAAAACAGCAGAAAUAAAUAAACAUAUAUUAUGUUUAAGUUUUUAAACUACUUACACGUAAUAAAUACUAUUUUUUAAAAUACGUAUGUACGCACAAUAUUUUUUAUUUUCAUAAUGUUCUAACCUGUUUCCUUUGUUCUUUUUUGUUUUGAUUUCAUGAUUCCACACAAAAAAAAUGAAAAACAAACACAUUUCAUGCAACAAUCUAGUCUAAGGUACGUAAAAGACAAAAGUUUUUUUUUGUAAUUUAUAAAUUGUUAUAAUUUAGCACAAUUUCGCAGUGUUCUGGGAACAAAUUGUCGAAUUUAUUGGUUAUUAAUAGGUACACAAGACUUAAUUUUGUAAUCGCUAACACUUCGCACUGCAUCUAAGUUUUUUUUAGCGCGGCUGCUUUUAUAAUUCCUUUAUAAUAACUUCAGUGUAUAAUAAAAAGGUUGUUACUUAA